CAGGAUCCUGGAGUUCAGGCUCAUAAGUUUUCAUUUUUGCAGUCCAGUUUUGACAUGGUCUUCACAAACUGCUCCUGCAGCAGUGAGGAUCCCGAUGGGAUGCUAUCGCACUUGAAAUGUGGUUUGAGCAAAAGUGUGAAAAGGCCGUCCUUCAAUAUCGAGCUGCAAUUCCAAAAGCCGGUGGCUAAGUUCUUUGUGAACAUGAGGAUUGUUUUACCCCGAAAAUUUGGCGACGACUUUACGCUGUUUAAUCUAUCCGGAAUCGAUGGUUGCAGUCUGCUGUCGAACAAGAACCAGAUCGCCUUCAUCCAACUGGGCCGCAAGCAUAUGGAUCGAUUUAGUAACGUACCCAAGCGAUGUCCUUGGCCCAAGGAUGUGAACUACUAUAUCCGUGGAUUUCGUUCGGAUAUGGCUACCAUGCCCGCCUUUAGUUUCGAAACGGACAUGAAUCUGUGGUUCGAGUUUGUUGUGAAUCACCACAAGCUGAUUCGCGGAUUUAUUCAGAGCAGAGUGCAACGCAGAAAGAAUGCCAAAGGCGCUGCUGGCGGGGAUUAA
Molecule: messenger RNA, 555 nt
Organism: Drosophila simulans
Lineage: Eukaryota; Metazoa; Arthropoda; Insecta; Diptera; Drosophilidae
Exons: 1
Coding region: 55-555 (166 amino acids)
Source: RefSeq, a predicted model, not a curated record